CCGGGUUGAUUUCCGGUCACAGAAGCUCGAAGAUGGCGACUCACAUGUCGAGCUGUAGGAGCUUGUGUUUACGCUGGGGUCGUGUUCACAGAAGGUUUGGGAUCACAGGUGACAGGAAGUACAGCAGUGGCAGCAGAUACCCGAACAUCUCCCUCUCCACGCCGCUGCCUGGCAUCCCCAAACCAGCGUUUGCGUCUGCAGACGGUCAUGAAAAAUAUGAGACCAGGAUAACUACUCUAGAAAAUGGCCUCAAAGUUGCCUCACAAAACAAGUUUGGUCAAUUCUGUACAGUUGGAAUUUUAGUAAAUUCUGGAUCCAGAUAUGAAGCUAAAUAUCCAAGUGGAAUCGCUCAUUUCUUAGAGAAACUAGCCUUUUCUUCCACAGCUCAGUACGGGAGUAAAGAUGAAAUCCUGCUGACACUAGAAAAGCAUGGAGGAAUUUGUGACUGUCAAACCUCAAGAGAUACCACCAUGUAUGCAGUGUCUGCUGAAGUGAAGGGUCUGGACACAGUGGUCAGCCUUCUCUCUGAUGCUGUACUACAGCCUCGUCUGCUGGAUGACGAGAUUGAGAUGACCAAAAUGGUGGUACGCUUUGAGCUGGAGGACCUAAACAUGAGGCCGGACCCAGAACCUUUACUUACCGAGAUGAUCCACGCUGCUGCCUAUAGAGACAACACAGUCGGACUGCCACGCUUUUGUCCUGUGGGUAACGUAGACAAGAUUAACAAAGAAGUACUGCAAAACUACCUGCGUACCUACUACUGUCCUGAGCGCAUGGUGCUGGCUGGAGUGGGCAUUGAGCACGAGCAGCUGGUGGAGUGUGCCAGGAAAUACCUGCUGGAUGUGAAGCCAGUGUGGGGAACGAGCACCGUGUCCAGAGUGGACCUGUCUGUAGCUCAGUACACAGGUGGCAUUGUCAAGAUGGAGAAGGACAUGUCAGACGUGAGCCUUGGCCCCACCCCGAUCCCAGAGCUCACCCACAUCAUGAUCGGCCUGGAGACCUGCUCCUUCCUGGAGAAUGACUUCAUCCCAUUUGCUGUGCUCAACAUGAUGAUGGGUGGAGGAGGCUCCUUUUCAGCAGGAGGACCUGGUAAAGGCAUGUUCACCCGUCUGUACCUGAACGUGCUCAACAGGCAUCACUGGAUGUACAACGCCACCUCCUACCAUCAUAGCUACGAGGACAGCGGCCUGUUGUGUAUCCACGCUAGUGCUGAUCCCAGACAGGUGCGAGAAAUGGUGGAAAUAAUAACCAGAGAAUUCAUCCAGAUGGCUGGAAACGCAGGAGAGAUGGAGCUGGAGAGAGCCAAGACUCAGCUCAAGUCCAUGCUGAUGAUGAACCUGGAGUCACGGCCGGUUAUUUUUGAGGAUGUCGGUCGCCAGGUUCUCUCCACAGGAAAGAGAAAGCUGCCACAUGAACUCUGUGACCUAAUAAGCAACGUGACAGCCAGCGAUAUUAAAAGAGUGACCACGAAGAUGCUGCGCAGUAAGCCUUCAGUCGCGGCUCUGGGAGACCUGACGGAGCUGCCGUCAUACGAGCACAUCCAGGCCGCACUGUCCAGCAAGGACGGACGUCUGCCCCGCAUGUAUCGUCUGUUCCGAUAGAGCCACGCCCACCACGGCCACUCGGCCCACAUGAACUGAAAGAUAGAAGAUUACCCUUAUGUUCCCUCCCAUCAUGCAGCUGGACACAGCUCAGUCAGGGAGGAUGCAACAUCCCUGACACGGGAAUUAAAAAAAAAAAACUCUCAAAAGCAUAUACGGUUGGAGUAUAUGUAUUGACUGUUGGUGGCCAGAAAGCCAUAUGUCAAUAUUUACUGAUGUCUUGCAGGAGAUGGGUUUUAAAAGGAUGUUUCACCCCAAGCCACCACGUUUUGUUUUUACACAGUGAAAUACACAAGCAGAGAUGAGGUCAUAACGCUGGUACUUUUCAUUGAGCCUUUCAGUUUUCAAACCUUCAGCUCCUUCAGUUUCAAACCUCACACUUUCUUUUCAUCCAGAGCAAAUGUAAAAAAGCAACUUUGAAAUACUCAACUAUUUAUACAACAGCACUUGAUAAUCUGCCUUUACUGACUCAAGACAAACAAUACACAGUACUGCUUAAUUAAAUAAUUAUAAAGAAAUAUGUAUGGCCAACUUUACAAGUGAAGCCAGUUUGUGCUUGAGACUGAAAACAUGGUUUUAGUCACAAACGUCUCCUGGAGAGACUGAAACCUGAUUCUGUCUGCAUUUGUGUGUGUUUGUGCGUGCGUGUGUGUUGUUACCAUUGUAAAUUCCAAUAAACUUUAAGGAGAUCAUUUA
Solea senegalensis (Senegalese sole) is the source of this 2297-nucleotide messenger RNA. It is a transcript of the gene pmpca, whose product is annotated as peptidase, mitochondrial processing subunit alpha. Gene Ontology annotation, molecular function: metalloendopeptidase activity; metal ion binding. The record is from RefSeq and is a predicted model, not a curated record. Bases 33 to 1601 code for a protein of 522 amino acids. NCBI's taxonomy places the organism in Eukaryota, Metazoa, Chordata, Actinopteri, Pleuronectiformes, Soleidae. The transcript is spliced from 13 exons. Gene Ontology annotation, cellular component: mitochondrion.